AUAGGAACUAUCGACACCUGUUGCCGUUUUCAAGGCACUAACCGACUUUGUCCAACAUAGCGCAGCGCCCACCAUGUCUGAAUUUAUGCAGACGUUAGAAAAGGCUGCUCAAGCUUUCCGAAAUGAGCCUCAGAACAUUGCCUCAGCAGAAAAACACAAAAAUCAACAUAAAGCUGCUAUUGCUAUUUUAGCCGGUGUCGAUCUGUUUAUGCGAUUUGUAACUAGAAGCUCACACGACUUCUCGUUAUCAGAGGAAGCCGGUAGCUUUGAUGAUUUCAAACAAAAUCUUUUGUCGACAGCAUCACUUAUUUUAGAAAAAGCUUCAUCGGCUCGUGAUAGAGCUGCUCAAGUAGGGGCUCAAUUUAUUCACGAUAACGCUAUCAUUCUAGUUCAAGGUUAUUCGCGUGUCAUCAUGAGUGUGUUAUAUCAUGCCGCUAACGUUCAAAAUAAACGAUUCAAAGUUUAUGUCACAGAAGGACGUCCUCAUAGUGAUGGCAUUCAAGCCGUGGCAGCAUUGAGAAAACAUGGCAUUCCUUGUAGAGCUGUAUUGGAUUCAGCAGUUGGAUAUAUUAUGGAUAAAGUAGAUAUGGUCUUUGUAGGCGCAGAAGGUGUGGUAGAAAAUGGCGGAAUUGUGAACAAAGUGGGUACAUUCCAAAUUGCCUUAGUUGCCAAUGCUUUAGGCAAGCCCGUAUAUGCUGUAGCAGAAAGUUAUAAGUUUGUGCGUGUCUACCCUCUAAAUCAAUAUGAUAUUCCUUCAGAAACACCUGAAAUUGUUACAUUUACGACAAGAAGAAAGUCAUUUAGUGCAACUGGUGAUGCAGAAACUUUGGAUGAGUUAGCGCUGUCAAAUCCUUCCGUAGACUAUACACCACCUCAAUAUAUAACUUUACUACUGACUGAUCUAGGCGUGCUAACUCCCUCUGGCGUAUCCGAUGAAUUAAUCAAACUUUAUGUCUAAAUCACUGUAUAAUAGUACCCACCAAUCCUACAUUUAAAAGUAAAUUUUUGUUUAUAUGUAAUAGGGCUCAAGUAACUGCUUUGACAUUUGAUUUUCUUCUGUAUGAUCAAUGCUUCAUUUAUCUACUUAUUGAGAUUUGUCUAUUACGUCUUAUGCUCUUUUACCAAAGAUCUUUUAAAAAGUGUAAAAAUAUUGUUCUGUCAUGUUGGAUCACUUAGUUGAUAAUGCGUCAAUCUUUUAUACUACAGCAGCUCCCUUUCAACCAUCC
Molecule: messenger RNA, 1226 nt
Organism: Mycotypha africana
Lineage: Eukaryota; Fungi; Mucoromycota; Mucoromycetes; Mucorales; Mycotyphaceae
Exons: 4
Coding region: 74-958 (294 amino acids)
Biological process (GO): translational initiation
Cellular component (GO): eukaryotic translation initiation factor 2B complex
Molecular function (GO): translation initiation factor activity; guanyl-nucleotide exchange factor activity
Source: RefSeq, a predicted model, not a curated record